Molecule: messenger RNA, 1506 nt
Organism: Chaetomium globosum CBS 148.51
Lineage: Eukaryota; Fungi; Ascomycota; Sordariomycetes; Sordariales; Chaetomiaceae
Exons: 2
Coding region: 1-1506 (501 amino acids)
Source: RefSeq, a predicted model, not a curated record
AUGACGGCGGCACCGGACAAAGACAGUUUGAGAUCCAACAUCAGUGCUACGAUCGGAAGCCUUGUUGCCUCCUUCAAGGGGACCGAUGCCGUGACACUGUUGAGCUUCCUCGCAAGCUUGCUGCCACGGUUAGAACCAGAGGUUGUACCAUCCAAUCCAAAAUGGCUUCCAUCCAUCAGCAAAUUCAUCCGCGACCUCGUCGUCAGCCGCCCCACCGCCGCCGGCCGCGCCGCCUUCACGAACCUCUCCGCGGCGCUCCUCGAGAUCUACCCCUUCCAGGCCCCGCAGCUUCUCUUCGCCGAACAAGACACAACCACCACCACCACCUCCUCCUCCAACCCAUUCUCCUACCUCCUCAUUAACCUCAUGCUCGUCGACAUCCGCGCCACCCUCCCCACCCUCCUCGAGCAGCUCAACUCCCCCACCUACCCAGCCACCUCACACCGCCUCACAUCCGCCUACAACACCCUCUCCCACUUCACCGGCUAUCUCCUCCGCUCCAUGGACUCACCGUCCACCACCUCCGACCUCUCCUGGACCAUCUCCCCCGACCUCCUCCUGCACCUCCGCAAAUCCAUCUCCGAAACCCUCUCCCUCACCACCGAAUACCUGCGCGACCGCUGGGACGCCGCCGUCGCCGGUGCCAUGGGCCUGCACCCCGACGCCCGCGCGGGCUCCGUCUCCGCCACCACCACAACCACAACAACCACAACAACCACCAACACCACCACCACCACCACCACCACGACAACCCACCCCGCCCUCGCCUGGGACUCCACCUCCAGCGAACUCCUCGCCGCCAACGACCCGCUCAUCCUCGCUGCUGUGCGCGCCCUCGCGCUCUGGAUCCGCGAGGACGACAACGAGCUGCUGCGCAAGGAGGCCAGCGGCCUGGCCGACAUGCUGGUUGAGCUGUACCAGCGGAGCCAGACGGCGGCGGCGGCGGCAAAUAGUGGGGAUGGGGAGGGGGAGAGGCGAAGGCGGUUGGAUUUCCGCCGGGCGGUGCUGGUUGCGUUUGAGGGCGUUGUUGCGGAGCGGAAGGGCAGGGAGGCGGUGCUGGGGGAGGGGGGGUGGGAGGUGUUGGGGGGGGAUUUGGAGGCGGUUUUGGGGAGGAGCCUCGGGGUGGAGGGGGGCUCUGAGGAGCGGGGGGUGGAGGAGGAGGAGGCGGCUAGGGGGGUGGAGAUUGUGCGCGUGUUGUUGCAGAUUGCGGAGGAGGAGACGCCUGGGACCAGAGAGGCUUGGAUGGAUCUCGUGACUAGGGUGGCUGCGUGGGAUGUGCCGGAGACGACGCAGGCGCCAGCGGUGGUGCUCGAGUGUCAGAUUGCGGUCCUGCAGCUGGUUACCACUUUGUUGGUGAACGCGAAUCCGGGGAUGCGGAAGCGUUACAUGCACUCGACUAGUGCGGUGCUGGGCGUUGCGAAUCGGUUGACGGGGAGGGUGAAGAGGGAUAAAGCGUUGGCGGAUGAGCUGGAGGAUGUGGUGGGGACGCUGGCUGCGUUGAGGUGA